Molecule: messenger RNA, 2610 nt
Organism: Saccostrea cuccullata (small rock oyster)
Lineage: Eukaryota; Metazoa; Mollusca; Bivalvia; Ostreida; Ostreidae
Product: toll-like receptor 4
Exons: 2
Coding region: 35-2317 (760 amino acids)
Biological process (GO): inflammatory response; immune response; toll-like receptor signaling pathway
Cellular component (GO): plasma membrane
Molecular function (GO): protein binding; transmembrane signaling receptor activity
Source: RefSeq, a predicted model, not a curated record
GGGAGGAUAAGGAGGAUUACGUUCACAAAGAAAUAUGAGUUUCACAGUGACUGGAUUUGGAUAUUUACUCUUCAUCAUAAGAUUAAUGCAAGCGGAAGCAAUGGAUUGUACGACAAACAAACAAUGUGUGUGUCAUAAAGUCAAUGGACAAUUGUGGGCGAAUUGUGAAGGCCUCAGUCUAACUUCUGCUCCGACAUUUGAUAGAAAUGUCAUGGGAAUAAAUCUUGCUAAUAACAAGAUUUCGAAUUUCCCAACAACUCUUCCAUCAAACAUUGUUUACUUGGACAUAUCGAGGAAUUGGAUUAAAAACAUUAAUCAACGAUCAUUGGAAAAAUAUAAUUUUAUGAGGAAUCUAAGCAUUUCCGAUAACUUGCUUCAAACUAUUGAACUUGGUACCUUUCAAAACUCUUCAAAGCUUGUGCACUUAGAUAUUUCCGGUAAUCAGGAACUGACACUUGAGGUUCUAGCUAACGUAUCAAGUGAUUUAAAAAAUUCAACUUCAAUCCGAAUUCUAAAUUUUGAAAAACUGCAAUGCACGUACGGAGUGAGUUUAAUUGUUAAAAAAUAUCAUCUUAUCGAUCUUAAACAUACACGACUGGAAAACCUUAACUUGGCUUCAAACCGCAUCAACAGCCUUGAAUGGGGCGUUCUGUCGGAGCUUCCCACGUCGCUAAAACAUUUAAAUCUGGCCAAUAAUGUACUAAGUUUUGGAUUAUAUAUAGUGGAACUCGGAAAUGUGGCCAACUUGCUGACCAUUGAUGCAAGUUUUCAGUCUUCCUUCCAUCAAUUAAAAUUGAAGGACUUUUUCAUUGGCUGCAAUGAUACAAAACCGGUGUGUAACAAUUCGUCCUCCAAUGACAAACAUGUAGACUUGUUUAUGAACGGAUGGCUUUCUGUUCAAAGACAAGCUAAUAUAACCAUCUCCCUGCCCUCGACAUUACAAUAUUUUUACUUUCACGAUAAUUUGUAUAAGAUGACUCUUCAAGAGUUUACAUUCAGAUUUUUCGGGAAGCCUAUGCUGUCUCAUAUUUACAUGCAGAACAGUAUAAUUUAUAAACUGAAUGGACCAAUGAAAGGCUUAGAAAGUGUUAUUUAUGCAGAUUUCUCAAAUAACUUUUGCAGCUAUAUUUCGCCGAGAUUUUUCGAAGAUUUUAAAAACCUGUCUCACCUUGAUCUGUCCAAUAAUGUUCUCGGUGAAACUAUUGAAAAUGAUAUCAAUGGAGAUAUAUUUCAAAACCUGCGCAUGCUCACCUCUUUGAACCUUACCCGAAACAGGAUCGCUCACCUUCCCGCAAAUAUAUUUCGAAAUCUCAUUUAUCUGGAAAAUCUUAACCUCAGUUUUAAUUCUUUGAGUACGUUUACAUUGCCCUUGGAGAAUAUGGUUAAUUUGAAAUAUCUAGAUCUCUCCAAUAAUCAGAUUUCCACAAUGAAUAAGACAACUAGGACAACUUUGGACGCUAUUUCUAAGAACAAGACCUUCUCGUUGAACUUAAAGGGUAACAGGUUAAGAUGCAAUUGCGAAAACUUCGAAUUCGUAAAAUGGUUGCUUACUGCAAAGCAUGUUAUUUUCCAAGAUUUUGAUGACUAUAUCUGUACCUUAUCAAAUUCCUCAAAGAUUAGAUUCUCAGAUAUCGAAUUACUCCAACUGAUGGAGAAACAGUGUUCCUCAUAUACCCUCAUCAUUGUCAUUAUGACGUCAUUAAUUAUCGUCAUCUUAACAAUCACCACGAGCCGUAUUCUUUAUAGAUAUAGGUGGAAGUUAAGAUAUAUGUAUUACGUGGCGAGGGAAAAAUAUAGUGAUCAAGGGCAAGAAAAAUUAGGCGAGGAUUCAUUUUAUUUUGAUGCAUUUUUUUCUUACUCAGAUAAAGACAGAAUAUUUGUUAUCGACCUAGUCAAGCGUUUGGAGGAGGAAUUCAAUCUAAGACUGUGUAUACAUCAUCGUGAUUUCAUCCCAGGAACAGGGAUAGCUGAUAAUAUCACGAACGCUAUUCACUACAGCAGGAAAACCGUCUGCAUCAUAACGUCGCAGUUUUUACAAUCAUACUGGUGCAUGUUUGAACUAAACAUGGCGCGCAUGGAGGCCAUUUAUUCCAGAAAUGGUGAAAACGUUCUGUUUUUGGUGGCUUUAGAGAAAGACGCCUUGAAAAAACUACCAUUCUCAUUCAUGGAUUUGAUCGAUUCAAAAUCUUAUAUAGAAUUUCCAGAGGGUGGAGAUAAAGAUGAAGUAACAGCCUUUCGAUCCAAACUUGGGGAAACAAUUAAAUCUCAUGACAAUUACUUCAGAUCUCUUUCAGCAGAUACAUUUGGUGAUAAAUAAGUAUUUUGCUAUAAUUGUAAUUUUAUCAUUACAUAUGUUAUAGGUGGAUAUGAAUUGUAAAGCAUAGACGAAAACAGCUAGAUAAAAGGUAGAUAUUUUUAAAUAUUAUGUAUUUUACUGCGCAUAGUAUAAGUUAUUGGUGCGCAUGCGUGAGGAGAUAAUUGUUUUCUUUUAUAACACUGUGCAAAAUUUGACUAAUUUUGGACCUAUACCAGAUUUUGUGCAGGAAUUUUGUGAAAUUUUGUGUGUUCUGUAGCAUUGCUAUUCAAUUUUUUUUAUUUCUGGGAUGAAUU